Dendrobium catenatum is the source of this 1925-nucleotide messenger RNA. RefSeq names its product replication protein A 70 kDa DNA-binding subunit-like. NCBI's taxonomy places the organism in Eukaryota, Viridiplantae, Streptophyta, Magnoliopsida, Asparagales, Orchidaceae. Gene Ontology annotation, molecular function: DNA binding. The transcript has 8 exons. Gene Ontology annotation, biological process: DNA repair; DNA recombination; DNA replication. Gene Ontology annotation, cellular component: nucleus. The record is from RefSeq and is a predicted model, not a curated record. Bases 496 to 1170 code for a protein of 224 amino acids.
CAAUAUUUUACUCUAAUUAUAAAUACUAAUAUGGUUGAAUUUUUUCAUAUUUUUUGUUUCAUUAAAUUUUAUUAUAUAUUAAUUUUGUUCUUAUUUUAUGUAGGGGUCGCAGAUUUAUGCUAUUAUGUUCAAUGAAAUAAUAGACAAAUUUCAAAAUAUAUUAAAGAUCGGGCAAACUUAUAUGAUUUCAAAUGGAUAGAUUAAAGAUAUAAAUAAAACUUUUUACAAUGUUCAUGAAAAAUUUGAAAUCAUAUUAAAUAAUCUUUUAGAAAUACAUGUUGCUGUGAAUCAUAAUAUACAAUCAUUGCAUAAAAAAAUUAUCGACCAUUGAAGAGAUCACGUCAAAUCCAAAUCUACCAUCAGAUAUAAUUUUAUUAGUUUUAAAAGUUUAUGAAACAAGGACAAUAUACAGACAAAGGGAUAAAAAGAAAAUUCUUAAGCGAAACUUACAAGUUAUUGGAUUGAGCAAUAAAAGAAGGAAAGCAAUUAGAAGAUAUGGUGAAUGAAAAACCCAUCAUUUUUGUGAAGGGAGUUGUUGGAAAAAAUUUCAAUGGUUUUACGCUGUCAUCAACAAUGUCAACAAUUAUAGAAAUCAAUCCAGAUUUGCCAGCAAUAAAAGAAUUGGUGGAUUGGUUCAAUGAGGUUGGUUUUCAGCAUGCAUCAUCAAAUUUUAAAGUUUAUGUGAUGGCAGAUUUAUUCAAAAUCACAACUUCAGAACUUUUAACAGCAGAGAUGAAAUACUAUGCUACCAAUGUUAUAAUAAAAGGUUUACAACAACAAGAAAAUAUAUGGUAUCCCUCUUGUAAUAUAUGUAAAUCAAAGGUUACUAUUAAUGAAGAUGUUGUGCGCUGUGCUAAAUGCUCUAAAGAAAAUAUUGAUUAUAGUUUGAGAUAUCUUCUCAAAUUAUAUGUUGAAGAUGAAACUUCAAAUGCAAUUUUCACGCAAUUUGAUAGUGAAGUAGAAAGUAUUAUUGGUGUGCUAGUUUCGGAAUUAGAAAAUAUAAAGGUGACAAGCAUCGAAGAAUAUAAUAAAAUAAUCAAGAAUUCUUGCGACAAGGAGAUGACCUUCAUAAUUAAGGCUCAAGACAAAAUUUGUGGCAAUCGAACUUUCCUUUCGCUAACAGUUCAAUCAAUAAAAAAAGACUCUCAAGAAAUUAAACAUGGCAUAUAAAAAAAAAAUCAAAUUAGAGGAAAAUUAAAUAAAACUAAUUAUGAACAUUAGUUUGCGAACUCUUUUAUCUUCAUACUCAUGUUUUAUAUACAUCGUUUUAUUUGUCUUAAAUAUACUUAUAAGAAGUUUUAAAUUUGUUUUUGAAGUUGUUUAAUUUUAUAUCUUUAUUUUGUAUUUUAUGUUUGCCUUAUGUUUAGUAAAAAUUGUGUUGAUGAUUUUUUUUUGUGAUAUCAUGCUUGAGAUAACAUUAUACAAAAAGUUUUUGAAACCGUCAAUGCCGCUCGCAAGCGCGGAUGAAAAAGGUUGAGGGUUUAUUUUUGUUACAAUAAAACUACUUUCACAACUUCUCUGGAUCCUCACAAGAUUAUAAUUUCUCCUUGAACAUCUUGAGCACUGCAACCAUGCUAUCACAGAAACAAAUAAAGAUUAUAUAUGAAAAGGAAAUGAAUAGUUCAAUAAAACUUUACGAACUUCUUAAACCAACAUGCUUAGAGUCACGGUCAUACUUGGCAAUAACAAGGAUGGGUCGAGUAUGCAGAUUGUAAAGUGUCCACUUUUAAUCAUACAAAAGUUAGAAUGCCUACGUAGAAUAUUUUUCCUUAACCUUUAUAAAUAUAUCAUGAUUAUUUCUUUUGUUGACGGCUUCAGGGAAAUGAAAGCAAAAGCAUUUUGCAUAUUGGCAAGCAAGCAUUUUCAUGUGUGGAGCUGUUCCAUUAAGUGGAAGGACUUUCUAGAAUUAUAAAUGCAUCGAAUAA